AUGCGAAAUCCAGCUAAAGGAUAUCCUCUUAUACCUGGAAAACAACUGACAGCUAUCUGGCACACAGCUGAAACCAUACCCCCAGCUAUCUGGCACACAGCUGAAACCAUACCCCCAGCUAUCUGGCACACAGCUGAAAUCAUACCCCCAGCUAUCUGGCACACAGCUGAAAUCAUACCCCCAGCUAUCUGGCACACAGCUGAAAUCAUACCCCCAGCUAUCUGGCACACAGCUGAAAUCAUACCCCCAGCUAUCUGGCACACAGCUGAAAUCAUACCCCCAGCUAUCUGGCACACAGCUGAAAUCAUACCCCCAGCUAUCUGGCACACAGCUGAAAUCAUACCCCCAGCUAUCUGGCACACAGCUGAAAUCAUACCCCCAGCUAUCUGGCACACAGCUGAAAUCAUACCCCCAGCUAUCUGGCACACAGCUGAAAUCAUACCCCCAGCUAUCUGGCACACAGCUGAAAUCAUACCCCCAGCUAUCUGGCACACAGCUGAAAUCAUACCCCCAGCUAUCUGGCACACAGCUGAAAUCAUACCCCCAGCUAUCUGGCACACAGCUGAAAUCAUACCCCCAGCUAUCUGGCACACAGCUGAAAUCAUACCCCCAGCUAUCUGGCACACAGCUGAAAUCAUACCCCCAGCUAUCUGGCACACAGCUGAAAUCAUACCCCCAGCUAUCUGGCACACAGCUGAAAUCAUACCCCCAGCUAUCUGGCACACAGCUGAAAUCAUACCCCCAGCUAUCUGGCACACAGCUGAAAUCAUACCCCCAGCUAUCUGGCACACAGCUGAAAUCAUACCCCCAGCUAUCUGGCACACAGCUGAAAUCAUACCCCCAGCUAUCUGGCACACAGCUGAAAUCAUACCCCCAGCUAUCUGGCACACAGCUGAAAUCAUACCCCCAGCUAUCUGGCACACAGCUGAAAUCAUACCCCCAGCUAUCUGGCACACAGCUGAAAUCAUACCCCCAGCUAUCUGGCACACAGCUGAAAUCAUACCCCCAGCUAUCUGGCACACAGCUGAAAUCAUACCCCCAGCUAUCUGGCACACAGCUGAAAUCAUACCCCCAGCUAUCUGGCACACAGCUGAAAUCAUACCCCCAGCUAUCUGGCACACAGCUGAAAUCAUACCCCCAGCUAUCUGGCACACAGCUGAAAUCAUACCCCCAGCUAUCUGGCACACAGCUGAAAUCAUACCCCCAGCUAUCUGGCACACAGCUGAAAUCAUACCCCCAGCUAUCUGGCACACAGCUGAAACCAUACCCCCAGCUAUCUGGCACACAGCUGCACCCAUAUAUCCCCAGAUAUCUGGUUAA
This is a messenger RNA of Mizuhopecten yessoensis (Yesso scallop), 1320 nucleotides long. RefSeq lists its product as uncharacterized. The record is from RefSeq and is a predicted model, not a curated record. Bases 1 to 1320 code for a protein of 439 amino acids. Lineage: Eukaryota; Metazoa; Mollusca; Bivalvia; Pectinida; Pectinidae. Gene Ontology annotation, biological process: attachment of mitotic spindle microtubules to kinetochore. The transcript has 2 exons.